Molecule: messenger RNA, 884 nt
Organism: Anneissia japonica
Lineage: Eukaryota; Metazoa; Echinodermata; Crinoidea; Comatulida; Comatulidae
Product: TNFAIP3-interacting protein 2-like
Biological process (GO): regulation of phosphatidylinositol 3-kinase/protein kinase B signal transduction; mitotic cytokinesis
Source: RefSeq, a predicted model, not a curated record
UUAAAAUACUUUACCACUAGGCCUUGCUGUUUGCUGCAGCUACGGAUUAGUAAUAAGAGUCAGCUGAUUGCUCUACAUGAGUCUGACUCUUAUUAUUCUUAAAUUGUGCCCAUUUUUGUGUUGUUGUAGAUUUACCCAUAAUUCCAUAGGUAAUUGACGCAGCAUUCUUAUGUGUACUAAGCCAUUACAAAUUACCAUAAAAGGCAGUUGUCAUGGAGGACCUUUACACCGCAAACGCAGAGGAAAUCCGAAAAGACCUAAUAUCACGUGGCACACGUACAUACAACACACCAGAUAAGACUUUGCCAGUUAUUAUGGGGCGUAUGCAAAAGAUGAAGUUUGAUAGUGGUGUGGAAUUAGAUGUUAAUAAAGAGCUUGAAGCUAAAGACCAAGAGAUUGAGAAACUGAAGUUAGAUGUGGAACGCUGCUCGGAGCAAGUAUACCAAGUCAUGCGAAUGAACACCAAUUGGCAGCGUUACAACGACCAACGUGAGGUGAAAGAUCAAGAAAGAGAGAGAGAGCGCGCUGUUAUGAUCCAACAAAUUAAAUUUCUGAAGGAACAUGUGGCAAUGUCAGAGCAAAAGAUAAUGGACAUGAAAUCAGUUUACAAAUCCAUGAGUGAGGACAGUGUGUUGCGAGCCGAGAAUAAUGAAUUAAGAAAACAGUUAGAAAUAAAAGAAGCAGAAAAUCGAAGAUUGAAGGGCGACUUGCAGCGUAACCAAUCUGAAGAAGACAAGACAAAGAUUGAGUUCCUUCAGCAGCAAGUGAAUGUCUAUGUGGAGGAUUUCAGAAAGGAACGAGAAGAUCGGGAAGCAAUACAGGCAAAAUAUGAUUCAACAAGAUCAGAGUUAUUGGAAGCACAACGAACAAUUGACACGCUUACA